This is a messenger RNA of Myripristis murdjan (pinecone soldierfish), 4251 nucleotides long. RefSeq names its product egl-9 family hypoxia-inducible factor 2 (gene egln2). The record is from RefSeq and is a predicted model, not a curated record. Bases 515 to 2194 code for a protein of 559 amino acids. Lineage: Eukaryota; Metazoa; Chordata; Actinopteri; Holocentriformes; Holocentridae. Gene Ontology annotation, cellular component: nucleus; cytoplasm. Gene Ontology annotation, molecular function: L-ascorbic acid binding; ferrous iron binding; peptidyl-proline 4-dioxygenase activity. Gene Ontology annotation, biological process: cellular response to hypoxia; peptidyl-proline hydroxylation to 4-hydroxy-L-proline. The transcript is spliced from 6 exons.
GGUAGACAGACAGAGACUGAGGGGGAGUCACCGACACAACGGAGAGGACUUUCUGGUGACUGAGGGGACCCUCCGCGGCUCCGAGCAGAUCUGGACCCCCCCUGCACCUCCACUGGGUCUAAUGUGCCAGACGGCGAUGGUUACCGCCAGUCCUGGAUAUUAUUUAUAACCGAGGGAGCAUAAAUUGGAUGGGACGCGCGGAGGCAAGACAAUCCCGGAAAUAACAUGCGUACUCUCAGCCGGUCACGUACGCUCACUGAGGCUUUGCAUUGCUGUAGCCUGCCGUAGAUAUUUCAUAGGCUCCAAAUGAUUGCGAGGCAGACGCAAACAAACACACAGAUUCAGAAUAAUAUUUCAGAAUAAUGGACGAAAUAAAAACAAAAGGAAGUCGACUUGGACAUGAAACUUCCCGCGGCUGCAGCACAGCUCCCCUCCGUCAGAGAAAGCAGAGGCUCGGGUAAAAAAUGAAGCGAGGACGUGAGCUACGUGCGCAUCCAGCAGCAGCCGAGAUUAAAUGGAGAGCUUGGGACACACGGACCUUUUAAAUCCAAGCUCUUCCCACGGAUCCGUCAGUGUUUCAUCCUCGCAGGAGAGAAGGACAACAGGCCAGCAGCUCGUCUUUGCACCGGCUGAGCUUCACCAUCCUUACCGAGCCGACAUGGGGCUCAACGGCUUCUGCGCGGCGCCGGCCGAGAGCCCGACGGCCGCGGAGCUGUUGGCGGGUUUGGCUUCUCAAACUGUCUCCCCUGGGAUCACAACCCUAAAGAAGCAGUCUAAAACCGGAGUGCCGCUCUAUAACGGCGGGGUGGUCUCUCCAUCCGCCACAGUCGAGGGGAGCCACAGUGGUGUUUUGGCACAGACCCCAAAUGGUUACCCUCCACAAAUGAAGGGGCUGGUGGAGGUACAGGCUGGCCCGACAUACCCCCUGUCCAGCAGAGCCUGCCUGGUGGAGAUGGGGGACAGGGCGGCUCACGAGAAAUGCCCUCUGGCGAUGAAGAGAGUCAACGGUGACUUUCGGGCCAGACAGGUGCAGCAGCAGAAACGGAGGGGUGGGGAGAACCGGGACAUGGGGUCGGUGGGUGUCAGUGGUCCUAUGGGCCCUCCAGGGCAAGGGUCAGGAAGCUCUGCGGACCCGCUGUUUGCGCCGGCUGACUCGGUUACGCCGGAUUUCAAAAGGAGGAGGUUGCAAGAGGGAAAUAUUGUUCACAAAUCCUCAGAGGCCUCCCGAGCGACCCGGGUGGUUGCUCCGCUUACGGUCGCAGUCAAUGGCAGCAACGGUGUCCAUAGCAACCAAAUGAACCACAGCAAUCACAUGCACUGUGCCGCUCCGCAGCCUCCUCUCUCCCCUCCCGCCUCCCACGCCAGCCUCCAGCACAAGGGGCACAAGGUAGCAUCCUUGGUCCCACCGGCUGCACCGGGCCAGACCUCCCCAGUGGAGGCCAAUGGUAUCCCAGCCUUGCCGAUGCCUGCAGGGGCUGGCUGGUCGGCGGAGCGCAUCGCCCAGCAUUACAUCGUCCCCUGUAUGAAGUACUACGGCAUCUGUGUGAAGAAUAACUUCCUGGGCCCUCAGCUGGGUGAUAGGGUCCUGGAGGAAGUGGAGGCUCUGAACCACAGUGGAAAGUUUCGGGGAGGCCAGCUGGUCAGCCAGAAGAAUAUUCCCUCUCGGAGCAUCCGGGGCGACCAGAUCGCCUGGGUGGAGGGGCGGGAGCCGGGGUGCGAGAGCAUCGGGGCGCUGAUGGCUCACAUUGAUGAGGCCGUCAUGUACAGUGCUGCCAAUGGACAGCUGGGGGACUGUGUCAUCAACGGACGCACUAAGGCCAUGGUGGCUUGUUACCCUGGUAACGGGACAGGGUAUGUCCGCCACGUUGACAACCCCAACGGUGACGGUCGCUGCAUCACGUGCAUCUACUAUCUCAACAAGAACUGGGAUGUCAAGAAACAAGGGGGGCUGCUGCAGAUCUAUCCCGAAGGCAAAAAUGUGGUGGCCAAAAUCGAACCUCUGUUUGACCGGCUGCUCAUCUUCUGGUCUGACCGCAGGAACCCGCACGAAGUCAAGCCAGCUCAUGCCACUCGCUAUGCCAUCACAGUCUGGUACUUUGAUGCCAAGGAGAGGGCAGAGGCUAAAGAGAAGUACCGAUUGGCAACAGGACAGAAAGGUGUUCAAGUGCCUGUCAGUCAAAACAACAAGACAUAAAGCUCAUCUAAUCACUGGAGAGCACUCUGAAAGUAUUAUGUGCCUUCCCGAACUGCUAUUGGACAUGACGACCAUGAAGGCAGACUCUGUCAAACACUGCAGCUCCACCCCGCUCUUUCAGUGUCCGCUGUCAGUCGCUCUUCACGGGCUGCGAUGUAACGUUUUCUCGGCGUCUCAUUGGGUCGCCGACCGCGGAAGUGGCAGACAUAGAGCACAAUGGACUGGAUUAUAUGGAGACGGCAACGUGGGAAUUACUCAUGUGGCAGAAAAGAGGGAGAUAAUGAAGAUGAAAUCCUCCUCUUUGUUUGGAAGUGUCGCGGGGUUGAAGAAGACCGAUGAAGACAACUGACUAAAAAAAAUAAAUAAAUAAAUAAAGGACUGUUUCAUUUUCUUUUGUUGCAGUUUUGCCUUUUCAGUUAUCAAUGACGUUGUGAUGUAAUCCGAAAUCAUUGUUUUUCUCCGCUCUGGCAUACGCCACCGGAAGGCGUGUAUACCAUCAAUCAGCCUUCCCCUUGCUUCGUGACGUGGGGUGGGCUAAUCUUAACUCAGCGGCAGAGUGUGUGCGUGCAGAGUGAAGACGGCGGGGUUUAGGAGAAAUGAUCCUUGACGUGUCAUGAGUGACUGUCCACCAUGACGUAGGGGAACGUUGCCCUUUGGCACUCAUGCACAUUCAGUCAGUCCUCCAAGCACUAACCAUAAACCUUACAGGGAGGUACUCCAUGCCUGGGGACAGGUGUGCACUGUAGUUUUCCACUGUAUAGCACAAAGAGUCGAGGUGUAGAGGGAUUCCAGCGGUGUGUUGUAAUAGCUGGCUAAGACUUUAAAAAAAAAAAAAAAUCUGUGUAAACUGUUUUUGACUGAAAGUGCUUUCACAACUGCCUCAAAGUGUCAGUGUGUGACAUUUGGCUGAGUAAUCCGAGUGUCCGUAGGCUAUACCCUGCUAUACUUUGACAGCAUGGACAUUUGAUUCUUAGUUUUUUUUUGUUGUUGUUGUUUGUUUGUUUGUUUUUUAAAUGUGUGCAACAGAUUUUGAAGACUGCUCCUACAGUACACAAAGCACUUAUACAUAGAUUGGUAUGCAAUGCACUCAGAGGAAUGCACAGCUCAUACUGUUGUCCAUGGAGAGGGGUGAAAACAGGGUUUGACGAAAUGGAGUGUAUUUUUUUUUUCUGUGUAGGUGUGUGCGUGUUUACUGUGUUUGUGUGUGUGUGUGUGUGUGUGUGUGUGUGUGUGUGUACUGCGAAAAAUGUCUAUCGUAACAAGUCAUUUAGUCUCAUGUCUCUCUUAGAAGUGGAAAAAUCUCCCUAGUGGGAUGAGGUAAUCCCACUUUUUUCCAGUGCACUUGUUUCAGGGAUUUUUCUGGGGGGAAAAAAGCAUUUAAACUAAGGGAGAUUGUGUUAUUAAUAUCAAGAAAAUUUUUUUGAAGCAACUUGAUUAGUACUGGAAACAAAUGGGGUUACCUCUUUUUCACUCAUUUUCAAAAACAAAACAAGAUUGAAAAUAAGACCAAAGGACAUGUUAAGAUGGUGGAUUUGCAGCGUGUGUGUGUGUGUGUGUGUGUGUGUGUGUGUGUGUGUGUGUGUGUGUGUGUGUGUGUGUAUACGUAUGCCUGUGUACACAUUCGACAUGUCUCCUCCUUUCACUACACAGUUGGCCAAACACACACACAAAAGAUGGAUGGAUAAGAACAGCCAAUUAAAAAAAAAAAGUGAAUAAAAACCAUAGAAAUCCAAUUUCCAUAAUGCAAACACUUAAAAAUUGUACUAAACAGAACUGAACUGAAUCAUAACCUCAGUCAACUUGUACAGUUAAGACGACUUACUAAGCACAGAGAGAGCACGCUGUAUGAGAACUGCAGUGUGAAGCUACUGCCUGCUCGUGUGUGGCUCUGUAUGUACGUGGAUGUGUGCGUGCACGUGUGUGUAUCGAAGUCCACUGUCUCGAAUGGGGUUUGCAGAUGCCUCGGUGUGUGUUCGAUUGGUUAAAAGAGAAGGUUAUUAAAAAAAAAAGCACUUUAUUGUUUGAAAUGCCAUGCGUGAAUGAUAGAAGAAAAAAAA